AAGGAGUGGAGUGAAGAUCAACUAUACAUACCUACGCUACGCUUGCUCAUUGUUGAAAUUUCAAUAAAAUUGACAAAAUAUUUACAAAACAAAAAGAAAGUGUGUAGAAAUAAAACCAAUUAACAUUUGAAAUACCAUUUUAAUCAUUUCAUGUUUGAAAGUUAAUAAUGAAAGAGUUAUAUUUGUGAAGUGUUAUGGAAAGUGAUAGUCAUGAAAUACCUGUGUGUAAUUAUUGUUUUAUGCUUUUCUUCUUGUAAAAGUCAAUCGCCGGCUUUAGAAAAAGUGGAUAUUCCUUCAUCGACUAAGGGAAAUUCUUUAUCGGAACAAAAAUGGAAUAUAAAAUUGGAUAUUAAUUUCUCAAAAAAUUUUCCAUCAAUUUUAAGGAAAUCUCUGGGCAGUCAUGCUCGUUUCAAGUGCGAGGCUGUAGUGAAUUUUACUAAAGUCGAAAGAUAUAUCAAAAACAAGGAAGGUAUAGAGACAAUUUUAAAAGAAUCCCCUCCUGAACAUAUCCAGCAAGCUUUGAUGAAAAAUGUCAAAAUUUACUGGCUCAAAAACAACAAACCGCUACCAGUGUCUCCUCGAGUAAAUGUUUCAACCAGUAUCAAUAUGCACAAUAGUACAAUAGGUGUCAACUUACUAAUAAAAGAUAUACAUAAUGAUGAUAAAGGAAAUUACUCAUGUGUUAUCAAGCAGAAUGAUAAAAAACAAACAACUGUAUUGAAAAUAGUGAAAGAUAAAGAUGCAUUGAAGAAAUAUGAAAUACCUACAUAUCCACCUUUAUUUCCUAAUUCCGACAAUGAACUGGAGAUGACAGUGGAGACAACAGCUAACAUGGCCGUGGACAGCAUGAAGUCACAAAGUAACAACCAAGAAACAGAUACUAAGACAAAUGCAACACAUAAACUGCAACCCAUCUGUCAGGAGUAUGUAGGUGCAGUGUGUGAUAUGUACCUUAAAGGUCAAUUUGUUUACAUUCCAUAUGAAACAACACAAGCUUUGUUGGAAGACAAAUUAGGUAAAGCUCUACGAGUCACACAGUACUCCAAUGACAUCAGCUCCAACUGUGAAGGGUAUGCUUUACCCAGCCUCUGUUAUUCUACAUUUCCCAUAUGCAGAGAUCCAAUUGUAACAAAUGACAACUUCUACAAAGAAGCAAAACAGAUAUUGGAGCUACUUUCAUCCUCAAACAGUGAUGAUAGUGAUGAUCCCAAAAUAGAGUUUGACAACCUACCUCAAGGAAUGGCACCUCUUCCAAACAGUAGAUUCAGUAAAAAUGUGACUAUUGAAUUGUUGAAUUAUCGUUAUAACUCUACUGUAUUAAGAAGAGUAUGUAAACAAGAUUGUGAGAUCCUUGAGAAUGAACUGUGUCAAACAGAGUAUGCCAUUGCGAAAAGACAUCCUCAUAUUGGUCAGCAAUUGACUUUAGAAGAGUGUCAAGAUCUACCCGAGAAUGAUCCAGACUGUCUCAAGAUUGGUAUAGGAACUGUUAUAGUUUCUGAUGAUGAAUGCUAUUGGGAGGAUGGCAGCGGCUACCUUGGUAGAGUGAGCAUGGCCGAAAAUGGUAUGCCCUGUAUUCCUUGGUCCAAGCAGAUGCGGCUCAAAGUAUCUAAAUUUCCUGAGCUUGCUGGUCGACACAGCUACUGUCGAAACCCUGGAGGUGUCAAAACACAGCCUUGGUGUUUUGUAGAGAAGGAUGGCAAAACUGAACAACAACUGUGUGACAUCCACAAGUGUGCUCAUAAGAUAUGGAUUUAUAUUGUGAUUGUAUUCCUGCUUCUAACUUUGUCUAUCAUUGGUUUCAUUAUAUGCAUUUGUUACAAGCACAAGAACAAAAAUAAUGCUGCCACAAUUCGAGACAUAAAUUUACCAAAUGCUGAUAAAAACAUUUAUGGUAACUCUAGAUUGAAUUCACCAAUAGAAAUGAAUGAGUUGCUCACAAAUCAAAAUUUGGGCAAUCAACCUCAUCUAACCAGAAACACCCGUGGAAAUGGUGUUCUGAGGAUACCGCAGUAUUCCCUGUCACAGAUAAAGUUCUUAGAAGAGCUCGGGGAGGGAGCCUUUGGCAAAGUUUACAAAGGUGCUAUAAAAAAGAAUGGUGAAACACAGUAUGUGGCAGUAAAAGCAUUGAAGGAAAAUGCCAGUGCUAAAACCCAAGCAGAUUUCAGGAGAGAAAUAGAUUUGAUUUCGGAGUUGACACAUGAGAAUAUUGUGUGUAUUGUUGGUGUGGCUCUGAGAGAGGAGCCCCUGUGUAUGCUGUUUGAGUUCAUGGCUCGUGGGGACCUGCACGAGUUCCUGAUGGGCCGCGCGCCGCCCUCCGGCAAGGGUCUGCCGGCCAUGCGUCUGCUAAAUAUAGCUAACAACAUUGCAUCUGGAAUGCAGUAUCUUGCUUCUCACCAUUAUGUACAUAGAGAUUUAGCAGCCAGGAAUUGUCUGGUUUCUGAUGACUUUGUGGUGAAAAUAUCAGAUUUCGGGCUAUCUAGAGAUAUUUAUAGUUCUGAUUACUACAGAGUUCAAUCAAAAAGCCUACUACCUGUGAGAUGGAUGCCUCCUGAAUCCAUUCUCUAUGGUAAAUUUACAACAGAGAGUGACAUUUGGUCUUACGGUGUUGUUCUGUGGGAAAUUUACAGUUAUGGACUCCAGCCUUAUUAUGGGUUCAGCAACCAGGAGGUGAUAGCCAUGGUGCGCGGCGGCGAGCUGCUGGCGGCGCCCAGCGGCUGCCCGGCCGCCGUCUACAGCCUCAUGCGGGACUGCUGGCACCACACGCCGCUCAGGAGGCCCAACUUCCAGGAGAUUGUCGCCAGGAUCCAAGAGUGGAUCCAGUCGGGGGGCUGCAGCGAGUGGGAGGGGGGCCGCGAGGAGCGCGCGCCGCUGCUGCCGCCGCACUGCUCUUCUUCCAACGGCUCUCUUCACACCAACAGCCUCAAGAAAUUCAGUACGGCGAGUUCGAGUCUCCGCAUGACGGACGACGCCCGCUCCACGUGCAGCGACGUCCCGCCUCUAGCACCAAAGACUAAAAAACAUAGCGCCGCUUCGCUCAUAGACGACAGAACCAGAGACACGGUAGUCAGGAUACCCAACACGCAGUUUGGUAACGAGAUAUAAACAGGUUUUUUUUAUUCAUAUUUUUUUAAAUAUUUUUUGAAUUGAUUUGUUUUGUUAGUAGCUUUACUUAUUUAUGACAUAAGCGGAAUUUCGGUACCUCGAUAGCAGCGAUACGUAGGUAAUAAUUAUUUUGAUAGCGAAAUACCAUGAAGAAUAAUCGACUGUAUCGACUAUUGAUACAAUCCAUAGUAUGGCAUAGAAUGAAGCGAUGCUAUUGAUACUAUUGCCCGAUUCUGAUUGCUUUAGCCUCAACUAUCGAUAGUAGGCUAGGUAUGUUCUGAUACUUGCU
Molecule: messenger RNA, 3391 nt
Organism: Plodia interpunctella (Indianmeal moth)
Lineage: Eukaryota; Metazoa; Arthropoda; Insecta; Lepidoptera; Pyralidae
Gene: Ror
Product: Ror
Exons: 5
Coding region: 211-3102 (963 amino acids)
Biological process (GO): positive regulation of neuron projection development; positive regulation of phosphatidylinositol 3-kinase/protein kinase B signal transduction; multicellular organism development
Cellular component (GO): plasma membrane; signaling receptor complex
Molecular function (GO): transmembrane receptor protein tyrosine kinase activity; ATP binding; Wnt-protein binding
Source: RefSeq, a predicted model, not a curated record